Eutrema salsugineum is the source of this 630-nucleotide messenger RNA. RefSeq names its product protein CUP-SHAPED COTYLEDON 2. The record is from RefSeq and is a predicted model, not a curated record. Bases 1 to 630 code for a protein of 209 amino acids. Gene Ontology annotation, molecular function: DNA binding. Lineage: Eukaryota; Viridiplantae; Streptophyta; Magnoliopsida; Brassicales; Brassicaceae. The transcript has a single exon. Gene Ontology annotation, biological process: regulation of DNA-templated transcription.
AUGGGAGAUCACUCUGUAUCAUCCGAAGGCAUGGGAGAAAACUCUGUAUCAUCCGAAGGCAUGGGAGAAAACUCUGUAUCAUUCGAAGAUGAUGAUGACCAAAUCGAACAAGCAGAAGAACAAGGCAUGAAAGUAGAGUACUAUAUAUCAUCUUCAGAAGAUGAUGAUGAACGAAUCCCAGCAACAGACGAGAGAGUGAUCUCACAUCAUCUGAAUAUGAUGAUCAAUGACUCUUGGCCUCACGAGUACGUGUACGACCUGAAUUCAUGGACUACCUUCAACAAUACUCCAAACCCUAACUACAUGGUGUUCGUCAAAUCCCGAACCGAGGCUAGUGGUAGAACCGAUGACGGAUGCGGAGCGGGUUGCUGGAGGAUCAUAGGUCGUGAUAAGCUGAUCAAAUCUGAGGAGACCGGGAAGAUUCUAGGGUUCAAGAGGAUUCUUAAGUUCUGUGACAAGGAGAUGAACCGAUCAGAAGAGAGGAUUUGGGUAAUGGAAGAGUUUAGGCUCUUCGAUAAACGUAAGCAAGAUCAAGUGAUGUGCACGAUUGAGCUUCUGCACCUACCUAAGGUUAGUGCCUUGCUUGCCAAGCAUUUCUCGUUUCUCCCUAAGAAGAUGAUGCUUGGAUGA